UCACUCUGAAUCAACCUUUUCCUUUCCUCUCUCUAUCUAUGUCUCGCCGCCAUCAGCAAAAUCUCUUACUUUUCCCAUUUCCCUUUCUUUUCCGGCUGUAAAAUCUCCAUCACUUACAUCAAUAGCAUAUAUACUUCUGCAUAUAUUUUUUAUAGCAAGCCUAAGCUACAAUAAAGCAACAAAAACGACUGCUUUUCUUUUCUUUUUGCUGCUUUUGACUAUUAAAAAUUGCACCCUCAUCUUCUGUCACCACCCUUCUUCUAUUUAGUGCCUCCUCUCCUUUUUCAACACCGUGCUUCUUGUUCCCCAUUUCCCUUCUUUCAGUGUUGAGAGUUAUAGAGCAAAGACAGCUAAAUAGGAGUUUGUUUUUCUCAGUUUUUUCUUUGAUUUCUUUCUUUUUGUCAGAGUUCUUGAUCACAUAAGUUGUUGGGUAUCUAGGCCAUUCUGUUCUAGUCUCAGCAAUUGAAUGAAAAAAAGGAACUCGGGCUAGUUUUGAUUUUUACUGUUUGAUUAGAUCACUUUCUUGGAGAUUACAUGCCAUUUUAGAAAUCUUUUUGUUGCAAACCUUUUUCUUUGGUGACACUCAUGGCAGAAAAGGACACAGAUUUCUCUUCCCACAAAUUCCCCUCUGCUUCCCAUGUUCUUGAAGAGAUGAAAGAGCUAUGGGCCAUGGCUUUACCUAUAACAGCCAUGAAUUGGCUAGUCUUUGUUAGAGCAGUGGUUUCAGUGCUGUUUUUAGGAAGACUUGGCAGCCUUGAGCUUGCUGGUGGUGCUCUUUCCAUAGGGUUCACUAACAUCACUGGCUACUCUGUGCUUGUAGGUCUUGCCUCGGGGCUUGAACCAGUGUGUAGCCAAGCUUAUGGAAGCAAGAACUGGGAGUUACUUUCCCUCUCUCUCCAACGCAUGAUUAUCAUCUUAUUUCUUGCAAUUAUACCAAUCAGCUUGUUAUGGUUGAAUCUUGAGAGCAUCAUGGUGUUCAUGGGACAAGACAAAGAUAUCACAGCAAUGGCAGCAACUUACUGUUUGUAUUCUGUACCGGAUCUUCUAACAAACACUUUGUUACAGCCAUUGAGGGUUUUUUUAAGGUCACAACGGGUGACAAAGCCCAUGAUGUGGUGUUCUUUGGUGGCUGUGAUAUUCCACGUGCCACUUAAUUAUGUGUUGGUUAUGGUGAUGGGGCUGGGAGUACCGGGUGUAGCAAUUGCAUCUGUCGUUACAAACAUGAAUAUGGUGGUGCUGUUGGUGGGAUAUGUGUGGGUGAGUGGACGAUGGGAGAUGAGAUGGACGACUGGGGUUGGAGGAGUGUGUGGUGGGGUCGUCCCUCUCUUGAGAUUGGCAGUGCCCAGUUGUCUUGGAAUUUGCUUGGAAUGGUGGUGGUAUGAGAUAGUGACUGUGAUGGCUGGUUACCUACCGAAUCCCACACUGGCCGUGGCUGCCACAGGGAUCCUGAUUCAGACGACCAGCAUGAUGUACACUGUUCCCAUGGCUCUUGCUGGCUGUGUCUCUGCCCGUGUAGGGAAUGAGCUCGGAGCUGGGAAGCCAUACAAAGCCAAGCUAGCAGCCAUGGUGGCAUUGGGUUGCGCCUUUGUGAUUGGCAUAAUCAAUGUGGCUUGGACGGUGAUCCUUAGGGAAAGAUGGGCUGGUUUGUUCACCAAGGAUGAUCUGGUCAAACCAUUGGUUGCCACAGUCUUGCCAAUAAUAGGGCUGUGUGAGCUAGGUAACUGCCCACAAACAACUGGUUGUGGCAUCCUACGUGGCACGGCACGACCCGCUGUCGGUGCCCGCAUAAACCUGGGGUCAUUUUACUUUGUGGGCACCCCAGUGGCAGUGGGCCUAGCCUUUGUGCUGAAUGUGGGGUUCCCUGGGCUCUGGUUUGGACUAUUGUCUGCCCAAGUAGCUUGUGCCGUGUCCAUUCUGUGUGUUGUGUUGCUCUAUACAGAUUGGGAAUCUGAGGCAUUGAAAGCUAAAAGGCUCACCAGCAUGGAAAUGAGCUCAUGCAUUAAUGGACAUGGAGAGAAUGGGUAUGAAAAAGAUGAAGAGAGUAAAGGGUUUUUGACAAAUGGAAAUGAUAAAAUACAUGACGUUUUGUAAAGAGAAAGGACAGGAGGGGUGGGGGGUUGGUUAUGGGAUAUGUGCAUGGGAUGGUGCUUAGCAUUAUGGGAUACUGGCUUUUGCGUUUGAUGUUGUUUGGUUUUCGGGCCGUAGUCAUUUGAGAACCUAUUCUUGGGGUUGUCAUGGGGCUGUUUCGUUGCCAGAAGUAAUCACUUUCCCCAUACAAAAAUGUUAGAUAUCUUUUCUGAAGGAUGCCUUCUUUUUGCUCCCACCUUUAAAGUUGCUUUGUUUUGUUUUUAUUCUGGUAUUGUCUUGGAGAGACUGGAGAAGCACCUAAUAUAGUAGUAGUUGAUGUGGCAAUAGCUGCAUGUUUGUAGA
Messenger RNA from Durio zibethinus, 2430 nucleotides. RefSeq names its product MATE efflux family protein. Gene Ontology annotation, molecular function: xenobiotic transmembrane transporter activity; antiporter activity. Gene Ontology annotation, cellular component: membrane. Lineage: Eukaryota; Viridiplantae; Streptophyta; Magnoliopsida; Malvales; Malvaceae. Gene Ontology annotation, biological process: xenobiotic detoxification by transmembrane export across the plasma membrane. The record is from RefSeq and is a predicted model, not a curated record.